UCAGAAUGUUCAUUGCCUAGACAACCUGGCCAACCUCUCAGGAGCUGGUGUGUGACCUCCGUUAUCCUGUGUGGUCAGAACAUGGAGAAUUUCUCACUCCUCAGCACCUCCAGACCUCGUAUCUCUUCCUCUGCCCUGAGUGCUUUUCCCGACAUUAUGUCCUCACUUGCGACCAGCUUGCCAGACUUGGGGGACACCCAGAAUGGGGAGCAGCUGAGGCGGAACUGCACCAUCUACCGACCCUGGUUCUCCCCUUACAGCUACUUCGUAUGCACGGACAAAGAGAGCCACCUGGAGGCCUAUGGGUUCCCAGAGGUGGACCGGGAAGAGGGCAGAGGGGAUAACUGCCUUCUUGAGGAUGUGGCUGAGAGUGUCUGCUCAUCUUCUUCCUCCCAAGAGAACACAUACCCCAGGGAGGCCAACAAGAAAUCCAAGCAUGGUUUGGAUUCGAUCACAUCCCAGGACAUCUUAAUGGCUUCCAAGUGGCACCCAGCCCAGCAGAAUGGCUACAAGUGUGCAGCCUGUUGCCGCAUGUACCCCACUCUGCACUCUCUCAAGAGCCACAUCAAGGGGGGUUUCAAGGAGGGUUUCAGCUGCAAAGUGUACUACCGCAAGCUCAAAACCCUCUGGGGCAAGGAGCAAAAGGCCCGGACAGGAGAUAGGAUCUCCUUGGGCAGCUGCCAGGCCUUCAAGUAGUCUUGCUGACAUCUCAGGUAAAUAGGGAUGAAGCCUAUUUAUGCCUCUAGAGGGGUACCAAUAAAUUGAAAUUAGUCAUAGCCUUCUUUUGUCAA
Rattus norvegicus (Norway rat) is the source of this 791-nucleotide messenger RNA. It is a transcript of the gene Spata46, whose product is annotated as spermatogenesis associated 46. Gene Ontology annotation, cellular component: nuclear membrane. The transcript has 2 exons. Gene Ontology annotation, biological process: fusion of sperm to egg plasma membrane involved in single fertilization; spermatogenesis. Bases 82 to 696 code for a protein of 204 amino acids. NCBI's taxonomy places the organism in Eukaryota, Metazoa, Chordata, Mammalia, Rodentia, Muridae. The record is from RefSeq and is marked provisional.